AUGACUUCUUUGACCGACAUUCCCGUUUCUGUAACUCCUCAGGUUGUCAACGGAAAAGAGUAUACAACAGUCACUAUCGAAGACAAUUUUUCGUCAAGUGAGGGAAGCGUGAGAUCGGAAAACCAAAAACAAGUUGUUACCUCAAAAGGCGGAAUCUCUGAGGAAAAGCACAAGACUUUCACUCCACUCAUCUCAGAGCGAGCUGUGGAUCAGCCACGACCUCUCAAGGUUAUCUACAUCGGCGCUGGCAUCUCAGGAAUUAUUGCUGCUAUCAAAUUCCGCGAAGCCGUUCCUGACUUGGACCUGACAAUUUAUGAGAAGAAUCCUGAGCUUGGGGGGACUUGGUAUGAAAAUCAGUAUCCGGGCUGUGCAUGUGACGUUCCAUCGCACGUGUACCAGUUGAGUUUCGAGUCAUGGACAGGCUGGAGCCAUUUCUUCUCCGGCGCAGAUGAAAUUCGAGAGUACUGGAACCGAGUAGCUCAGAAGUAUAAUGUUCGAAAGCACAUCAAGUUCCAGAGCCGCUGCGUUGGAGCACGCUGGAAUGAUUCGAUAGGGAAAUGGUUUGUGCAGAUCUUCGACGAGAAAACCGGAUCAGUAUUUGAAGAUUCCGCCGAUAUUUUUAUGACAGGAACUGGACUGUUGAAUGAAUGGAAGUGGCCAUCCAUUCCUGGCCUGCAUAGUUUCAAAGGCAAAUUACUUCACAGUGCCUGUUGGGAUAGCACUUAUGAUAUGAAGGACAAAAACAUCGCUGUAAUUGGAGCUGGUAGCAGUGGUAUCCAGAUUGUGCCCGCUCUCCUGGACAAGGUCAAAAGUAUGGAUCAUUACGUCCGCAGCAAGACCUGGAUCUCCAACCAACAUGGCGGAAAGAUUUUAUCAACACGCACAGACGGUAAAGGAGGAAAUUUUGCUUAUAGCAGCGAGGAAAGGCAGGCCUGGCAAAGCGAUCCUGCCUCUUACAUUGAAUACCGCAAAGGGCUUGAGUUGGAGCUACAGACGCUAUACUCCAAAACGCAAACAAGUAGCGCUCUCCAGGCCUCUUCUCGGGCUCAAUAUAAAGCGGAUAUGGAGCGCAGGUUGAAGGACAAGCCGGAACUUCUGGGAAAUUUGCUUCCCGAUUUCCCUCCACUUUGCAAGCGUCUCACCCCGGGACCAGGUUACCUAGAGGCCCUGACUUCACCCAAGGUGAACGUCAUCACCACAGGGAUUGAUGCAAUUGAAGAGACAGGCGUUGUGACUUCGUGUGGGACGCAUCGAGCGGUGGAUGCCAUUAUCUGUGCCACAGGGUUUCAGACAAACCCUGGAGGUGGAUUCCCUAUAAUCGGUCGACGCGGAGUCAAUCUACGCGAGAAGUACAGUGAGCGACCAGAAACCUACCUCGGAAUCUCGACCAAUGGAUUCCCGAAUUUCUUUCAGUCUCUAGGGCCGAAUUCAUUCCAAGGUGCUGGAAAUCUACUCAUCACGAUGGAGCAAGUUCAUACCUAUGUUGCAGAGAUCAUCUCAAGAAUGGCCUAUGAUAAUAUAGGUCUUGUCGAGCCGAAAGAAUCACAAGUCAAAAACUUUACAAGGUUCUCUGACAAGUACUUUGAGCGCACUGUUUACAGUGCUGAAUGCGCAAGUUGGUACAAGUCCUCGCCACCGGGGUCAUCCCUCGAAGAGCGAAAGAGAGGCCGAGUGACUGCACUAUGGCCUGGUAGCAGCCUCCAUGCUCUGAAGGCGUUGCAGAAAGUCAGAUGGGAGGACUACGACCUACAUUCAUAUGAUGGCAAUGAUUUUGGUUGGUUCGGAAAUGGGUGGGUGAUGGCUGAGCAGAAGCACCAUAUCGAUAGCGCAGCACUCAUCGGCUACCUGGACCGUACGGAAUUUGUGGAUGAAGUAGAUACAAAUAGUCCUCACGAUGCCUAG
Penicillium arizonense is the source of this 1902-nucleotide messenger RNA. RefSeq names its product flavin-containing monooxygenase. Bases 1 to 1902 code for a protein of 633 amino acids. Lineage: Eukaryota; Fungi; Ascomycota; Eurotiomycetes; Eurotiales; Aspergillaceae. Gene Ontology annotation, molecular function: NADP binding; flavin adenine dinucleotide binding; N,N-dimethylaniline monooxygenase activity. The transcript has 3 exons. The record is from RefSeq and is a predicted model, not a curated record.